This is a messenger RNA of Amoebophrya sp. A25, 4300 nucleotides long. Lineage: Eukaryota; Dinophyceae; Syndiniales; Amoebophryaceae. The record is from the annotation of a GenBank genome assembly.
CCUCUAUCGUAGGCUUCUGUUUUGUUGUGAUCUGCCAUGAUUCGAACGCGAAAACCCUCCUCAUGACGCUCCAUCACACUGCUCUCACACUAGUGCCAACAUGUGGCCUUCUGCAUUGUUUUACGCCCACGAUAGAUCUUUCUGCAUUAUUUGUAGACCGUGCAGAAAAAUGUUUUCCAAUGCUCAUAUGUGACACAUCCUCUAACCUGUGAUGCACUUGUAACCCUGUUUUUCUCCGGCAACUAAACAAAAUCAAAAUUUUACUCGAGAUUUUCUCAAUCAAAAAUUUUUCAUUGACCAACAGGAGCCUUGCUUCUACAAAGGAACCUGAAACCUAUGUAAUAUUAACUACAAACUUCAAGGCAUAUGAUCAUCAGCAUCCUUCAUCCAUGCGAAUUCAAAGAAACUAAUAGUUCUUUGUGGAGAAGAUCAAUUUAUUGCUAAGUUUUGUUGUUUUGUGCUAGUUAGUAUGUAGGUAAAACAUUGUAGAUCAUAGAGUUUGGUAGAAAGAGAAGCUUGACGUCUCUGUUGAGGGUUCAUCCCGCCACUAAUGCAAUUUUACUGGAAGCGCAUCAUUAAGUAUAAGGUCUAUAGUACUCCGAAACUAAUUCAUAUUUUAUUCUGCAUCUGCUGCAUCGUAUCUGAAAAUGUUUAUUGGGCAUAGAUACACAUAGAUUGAUACUGAAUGUGAGUAUAAUUUUCGUUGCAUUUUUUUCGGUUUUUACUUUAUCGAUUGUGCAAUCAUUAUGCGACUACUUUUGACAGCAACGAUGGUGUACAUGUACAAAAACAUUCGCGUACCUUUCCUAGGGUUCAUCAUCACUAGUAGCAUGUCUUCUGGUGUUGACGCCCUAACGCUGAAAGCAGCCGCCGGCAUCAUCCCAACAAGUCGGCGUGCUGGGCGACGCAGGAGACAAAUUCUCCAGCAAGGAUUGACCAACAUUAAGAUAAGGUUUUCACUGUGCUGAUUGUGUUGAGCAUACCGAUACCAGAUUUCAGGAAGGACAGGAAGAAGUAGGCAUGCGAAUCCGCUGGAUUUAGAAGCUUAGCAUAGUGAAAACUAAAGUACACCCACUAAAGCUAGAAACCAAAGGCCAAUAGAGCGCAGAGUCGAGGAGCACGAAUCACAAAGAACUGAUGAACAAGCAGUGGAGUACUCUCAAACAAGUCAGUCUUCCGAUGAAGCCGAGGAAGAGGAUUUAGCUCUGCUUUUAGAUUGAGGCUAAUUUUUCACUAUCCCAUGUGGACUAUGCCGAGUUGGGUCCCCUUGAUUUAAAGAGGGAAAAUAGGGGAGAAAGGAAAAGGAACCCACUCAAACCGGCAUAAUUAAAAACCGGCGCUAAUUAGAGACGGAGAGUGAAACUCCAGAGGAUCCUGCUCGAUCGCCCGAAGUGCCUGCGUCUCUGGUGGCGGAGUUUUUCUUUCCCGAGGGCGAGGACGGAGGGAAUGCAGACGUGCAUCUCGGGGGCGAUGAAGCAUCUGUUGCAAGAACUGAAUUCGAUGAAGAUAAUGCGGCACACCGCACGCCUGAAGACGAGGGUAGGGCCAGUGGUGCAGUGUGGAACACGCGCCAAGAAGUGGACAGAAAUGAUCAGCACGGGACUGUUUUCCCAUUAUCUGAGAUUCCUUCGUGCGUCGAAAAUCUCGAGUCGCCGCUUGUUAACAGCCCUAGAGAUGAACGCGAUAAAAGCGAGGGCUCCGCCGCCCCGUUGCAUGUCUCCAUUGCGUCACCAGAGGACGGAGCUAUGAGUCCUCCGCCAGGGAUUUUUUUUCUGCCACGGAUGAACCCCACUGAGGACGCAACGCGCGAACAGUGGGCUGCGCAGGAGACACUAUUGGCGAUGGAAUGUACCGAGACGGGUGGCACUGUAGAUGGUGGCAAUCAUAGCUCAGCCCUAUUGAAAACUCGCAAUCCUAGUAGUAGGAGUAGUAGUAGGAGCCCUAGAAGAAGAAGCAUGGGCGCGGCAGAUGAGCAUGCGGAGGAACACGAGGACACUGCAGAAGAACCUGAUGGCGAACCUCCGGAGGCGAAGCGUCGCAGACGGGCUGAGCUACCUAUAGCUUAUCCGACUCCAAGUCCCAGAGAAGUGGAGUCUCCGGCACAUCAAGAGCCGGAACGCGACGCGACCGACCGAACCCGUGCACUACCAGAAGAGGCACGAGCAGGAUACGUUGUGGAUAAAGAGUUUAAUGACCAGACGGAGCAAGCAGAGAGGGCGCAUCAACAAGAAGAAGAGGAUAGUGACGACCUUCUAAUUCGUCUCUUCGGGCGUCCUGGUGCCAACGAAGGGACCACGCAAGCGCAAACGGGAAGACAGACUGAUCCAGCGCAGGAUGAAGAGGAAGCAUAUGAUGAUGCACAAGUUGACGAGGAAGAGUGGAACGAAGACGACCAAGAUGGUAUAACAACUACUUGGCUGAUCUCUGGUUCUCGUCUCUAGUGUGUUGAUGAAAGAAGGCUAUUGAUUUUCGAGAUUGUUUGGAAAUGGUACGCCUUUGUGCAUCGGGAAACUGAAGUAUGUUUUCAAACCUUUUGAAUUGUACAGUUUCCUGAACAUGAUCCACAUAAAUUUUCCUCGAACGCCAGAUGAUCUCAACGACAAGCCGAUUGAGGUGUAUCAGGAUUUUCCAUUGGCACCGCAGAAGCUGAAUGACUUGCUGCAACGCAUACAGAGGCCUAGAGCUGGAUUUUUCGCUUCGCUUGGGAAAAUUCAUGACGCUAUAAUUCGGGAUUGCGACUCUCUUACAAAAAUCGAACUUUUUGAGCAUCCCAGUGAAGUUCAAUGGGGCCAGAUGCGCGAGCCGCUCAACCUUUGGGAACCCAUUGGAAACAGACGCAAAAUUUCUGCCAGACUCUCGGUACUUGUAGUUUGUAAACUCAAGAAACUGAGCAGACGAUAGGGAUAAGUUCGCGACUAAUAAAGAUUAAGAUAAACUGUCAAUAACAUGAGCAUAGACUGAUAGAUACAAACACUACCAGGUUUUCGACGCGGAAGACUUUCUCGAGCGGCUUAAAGACCAGGUGGAAAUACUAUCCGUGGAAAUAAGAUAUGUCCCAUUUGUGGAGGACUUCUACCAAAACCAACAUCCUGGGCCAGUGUAUUUGGAGGACAACCCGCAGCCAAGCGGCCAGGUAACGACUGUUUCAAAAAGUUUUGUGGUCUCUUUGUUCUCAUUCGGCUAGUGCAGAAGGAUUCUUGUUGAAAUCUCGAGGUGUUGAUUUUCAUAUCGAACUUAAUUUCCACCGUACGGCGGUCCUGAGCCUAAUAGUGUUUGUGUAAACCGAAACGAGGAAAGAAAAAGACUAGAUUGACUUCUCCUCAAACGCCCUUCAGCGUCGAACGAGUCCGUCGUUUCACAACGUAGAGGAUUGGAUACGGCACCAGUGGGCGAUAGCUGAUCACGAAAAAAGAGAGUAUAUGAGGUACACAGGAGAACUGGUAGUCCCACACUUCCGGUUCGAACAAUUACGGGAGUAUCAAGCUCGCGCGCGCGAUACCCUCACCCUCAUUUACCACCAAAAGGCGCAGCAGUCGCAGGAGUGGAGUGCAUGCAUCUUCAGCGGCCGAACGUGUCAUGGGUGAUCCUCACUUAGUGUCGGAGGUCGCAAUGCUCGGGAAAAAAUGGAGAUAGGGGCACCAGAUCGUUUGCUUGCUGUGGCGCUACUCUGCGACAUCGUCGUUCUGCGGCCUUUGACGAGCCUCUCCUAAAACCGCGAGAUAAAUAUUGCAUUCCAAAUUAGCUUUUCAAAAUCCCUCAUACAGGCGGAUUGGCGUCAUAGUCACGGAUCCAGCGACCUGCUUUUGAUGAAACGAAAACCAAAAAAUACCUUGCAAAGCAGGGCAAGAUUUCAGGUGAUUCUUCAUGAUUUUGGAGGAAUCUCUGCCGGGCUGUUCCGGCCCAUUGUUUCUCUCUUGCUCCGUCAUUUACUUAUUUUUUAUCGUCCUGGCGUGUGCUUAACAAAAUUAGUAGUUUCGUAUCCGUCGUCCAUGUUUGCAUUGAUUCGAAGAAGAAAUGUUUUCUGUAUCUGUUGUGCUGCAUUUCAAUUUUCUCUAUUUGUAAGCUGUAAUCACUAAUAGUCGCAUGUUAGUUUUUCAAUAUCAAUAUUGAUCCAUCAAAGCCUACUUCGUUAUAAUUACGCAGCAUUGCUUAAUGGUGGAACUCGCCCAUUCUUGCAUAUGCCGGGAAUUCAUCCUGAUCUUCGUGUCUGUGUGCAGCUGCAGUUGAUGAUAACAAAAAAAACGAGAUGUAAAUGCAUCAGAAUCUUUAUGUCCUUGAUCUUUCUUGUAUUCAUUCGGAU